Xenopus tropicalis (tropical clawed frog) is the source of this 1088-nucleotide messenger RNA. It is a transcript of the gene enkur, whose product is annotated as enkurin, TRPC channel interacting protein. Lineage: Eukaryota; Metazoa; Chordata; Amphibia; Anura; Pipidae. The record is from RefSeq and is marked provisional. The transcript is spliced from 5 exons. The coding region runs from base 49 to 846 and encodes 265 amino acids. Gene Ontology annotation, cellular component: microtubule cytoskeleton; cilium; cytoskeleton.
CCCAGAGAAAGGCACAGGGAAGCCAGAGAGUUGGGAGAAAGUGAUACAAUGAAGGAGAUGUAUCCCACUGAAAGUAUAUAUAACCUUAUCCCUCAGGAAGAGGUGAAGGCAUCCAAGCAGCCCAGAUAUGUAUCAAUGUUCCGGGAAUCUGUCAAGGUUGAAACUAAAAAGGACAAAGCUGCCCACAAAACCAUGGGACCAGCAAAGGUAGACCCACCGUUGCCUGGAGAUUUCCUGCAAAAACAUACAAAAGAGUUGAUGUUGGCUCAAAAAAGUGCUUCCAUUGAUCCCUUUGAGAAAGUCCCAAGGUGUCUAGAUGAAGAGAGGAGGCGCCCCCCAGUUCCCCACCAUACAGAGCACCCAGUCAUGGGAGUACAUUCCAAUAAGGAUUUCAUCCAGACCAACGUAGCAGAAGCUGUCAUGGCUGUGCCGAAGAAGCCGCAACCCAUAUUUGUUGACACUAAAAAAGGAGAUAAGCAUGUGCUUGAAACAUCUGGGCUUGUUCCUAAAUACUUGAAAAAAAAGGAUUACGGUGAAACUCCAGAAUACAUAGUAAAGCGGAAUGAAGAAGUAAAAAGAGCCCAGGAAGAAUAUGAUGCUUAUGUAAAAGAGAGACUCAGGAUGGGAGCCAUGAAGCAACUGUCUGAUGAAGAAAGGCAAAGUGUCCUAGAGGGACUGAAGAAAAAUUGGGACAAACUACACCAUGAUUAUCAAGGACUGUCAGUUGUGAUUGAUACACCACCAAAGAAGGCUCACAAAGAAAGGCUGGAAGCUGAGAUGAAACAGUUAGAAAAAGACAUUGAUCGACUGGAAAGGCACAAAAUAAUCUACAUAGCAAAUAAUUAAAUGCUGUUUAAAAUGAGCCUGUCUUACCCUCCAGAACAUCACUAUGGAACCAGCUGAGUAUAGGGUACUUCUGGGAACUGAAUAGUACAUGGGUCUUUAUUGCAGCCUAGAUUCAGGUUUUCUUACAUUUAGAUUUACAGAGAAACCUCAAUUUUACAUCCCCUGAUUUUUAAUUUUCCUGCAUUUUACACCAUUGUUUUGUGUUCCCACUAAUAUAUAACACAUAAUAAACGUCCAUGACU